Messenger RNA from Anneissia japonica, 6977 nucleotides. Its product is annotated as protein FAM160B1-like. The coding region runs from base 128 to 2326 and encodes 732 amino acids. Lineage: Eukaryota; Metazoa; Echinodermata; Crinoidea; Comatulida; Comatulidae. The transcript is spliced from 16 exons. The record is from RefSeq and is a predicted model, not a curated record.
CCAACUGAGUACGCAUGCCCAAUACGGGCUGCCAAGUUGUCUACGGAAGUUUAGUCUUGAAGGAUUAGGGAAUAAGUACUUUUAGUUUUACUUGUUUUAAGCCGAAAUUUUAGAAAAAUAUACGUCGAUGAAUAAAGGGGAGUUAGCCUCUAAACUGAAGAAAGGCAAGAUGUUCAAUAAAUUUGCAGCAGCCUUACACAGUGCAGUAGAAGCGCUUGCUCCUUCCCAGUCCCUUCAAGAAGAUUUUGUGUAUCACUGGAAAGCUGUGACACAUUAUUUCAUUAACAAUAAAGAUGACAAGAAACCUGUACAAGAGAGCAACAUCCCGUCCCAUCUUAAUCAGAUGUUGGAAAUCCUAGUGAACGAAGAGGCUGAGAUGGAGGACAACCUCUCAGGGCCAUGUAUGGAGUAUUUAUUACAACACAAAACACUGGAGACAUUGCACUCAUUGGGAAAAGCAGAUUGUCCUCCCGGCAUGAAGGGUGUUGUUCUAACUUUCUUCACUAAGCUUUUACGAAAGAUUAAACAGCCUCUACUACCCCAUGUCAACGUCUACAAACCAAUAGGUCGGUUAGUCAAAGUAUGCGGUGAAAUUCGUGCAGGCCCGACAGAAAUUGAGGAGAUCCAGUUUCUAUGUAUAGUGUGUGCUAAAAUUAGGCAAGAUCCGUAUCUAGUGAAUUUUUUUAUUGAGGGUGAUGUUCAAGGUCAAGGCCAGAAGUCAACUGGUUCAGUGAGAAGGUCGCCCUCACAAGUUCCAAUGGAAUUCAGUUUAUUAGACUCCCUGCUAGCACUUGUCCAAAGCCCAGAUAGUAAGAUAGCUGUGAAAGCAUGUGAAGGGUUAUUAUUAAUUGCGAGUCUACCCGAGAAGCAUGCUGCUCAGUGUAUUUCUGAGCAUCCUAUGUUCUGCACAUCAUUGGCAGAAAGGCUGUGCAGCCUGUACACAGCUCUACCUCUUUCCAUGGACCCAGUGGAUGUAGAAAGCGUGGAAGCUAAAUGGGGUUUGGAAUUAUGUAACGAUAGUGAAGAUACAGCAAUGUUCCAUGGAAAACGACAGCUCAUUUCUCUACUCUCCUGGUACGAUUAUUGUGAUCAGAUAGUCAAUGAAUCGCAUCCGAUGAUUAGCCGGGCAAUUGCACGUAAAAUAUUAGAAUGGUUCUUUAUUCCAAUCUUAGAACCAUUACUUCUACAAUCGUCAGAAGCCGGUAUUGUUACAAGCACUGCUCAUCUUACCAAGCUAGUAAAGAUGACAACAUCACCAGAACUGUUGUCUGAGUUUGUGUACUUCAUAUUAGGCAACGGGUCAGGGGAGGAAAAACCCGGAGAUAAUUCACAUAAGCUACGACAUAGGUUAAUAGAAAGAUGUGAUCAUCUUAGUGAUGAGAUCAGUAUAAUGUCUUUAAGGUUAUUUGAGGUUCUACUACAGAAACCGCAUCAGCAUAUAUUUCAGAAUCUAGUCCUACGCAACUUGAAAACAAGAGCAUACCACGAUAGACCACUUCCAUCACCCUCCUUAAACCAAGGAUCCCCAGGUGACAGUGGCAUUGAGACUGAAGCUAUCAGUAAUGGACCAUUUAUAACACACGAGGGCAGUGUGCCCGGUAGUCCUCUCAGUGUUCCAGGUAGUCCGGCUAGGUCAUUAAACGAUUCUGAUGUUUCGCCGCAUUCAGAACCAGCGGAUGAUGUGCAGGGUAUUCAUAGGGUUGUAAACUGUUUUCUAAGUCUCUUACCAGAUGUUGCUAAAUCGUCAUAUAUUACUGGUGACGUAGGCUAUGAUAUGUAUCUUAGAGAUGCACAUAAACAUUAUAAAAAUUGUUUAGUACAGUGUUUAGCAUGGGAUUGGCCUAGCCACCCACUACCAUUGGAAAGGUGUACUAACAGCGGUGCAUUCUAUGAGGGCUAUUUUAUGAAAGUGCUAUUAGAUAAAGUAUCCAGGAUGUUAGAUCAGCCAUAUGAAGUAAAUCUACAGAUGACACUUGUAAUUUCUAAGAUUGCGCACCUGCCUCAUCCGCAUAUUCAUGAGUUAUUUUUAGAUCCCUAUUUACCUGUUGCACCUGGAUGCAGGACAUUAUUUACAGUCUUGAACAGGGUGGUGAUGGACCUUAAGGCUAGAAUGAGGGCGCUACCAGAUUUUCAAAGCCAAAUGAUCGUGGUACGUAAGCAGCUAAUGGGAAUGGUGGAAGAAGAGCAAAGACACAAGAUUGAAGAUAAUCCCAUCAUGAAUUUGCCUCACAUAGACCUAUUGGAAGCCGUAAUCGUCCUAGAAGAAUUCUGUAAGGAACUGGCUGCAAUCGCGUUUGUCAAACACCACACGUCUAGCUGCAGAUGAUGACGGACCAAUUUCACAUAACAGAAAGUGGUAUCAAGACAAGAAGGCGGAGAACAGGAACACAAAAGUGUGCUUUUAAAACUCCUGGCUCCAAAAUGGUUGUUAGUGGUUUAAAGCAUAAAUGCUUUGUUUAUCAUUGUACAUUGUGGGUGAAAAAGUGAAAGUAUUACCCAUGUAAAAUGUACUGUUCAUAGAGGUAUCUUUCUCUGUUAACUUACUUUUAAUUUAAUUUUAUUAAUUUUUAUCAUCAAUGUGACUUAAAGUGGGUAACUUUAAUAUGGCUACUUUGCUAGCUUUCAUGAUGGUAGGGCCAGCCCGGGUCAGCAUGGCUAUUAGCAAUGCCUACAAACCCAGUGGUAUCAGAGAGUGUGGUAAUCAUUGGUCGUAUUCGACUGGUUCGUUUCGUUGAUAACGAUUUUUCGUUGAGUAUUAUUUCCAUUUGGCUGGUUUGUAAAAUAGACUUUGUUGACAAUGGAAAUUAAUGUAAACCAGAGUGCGUUAAUCAACGUUAAUUUGUAAUAAGUUAUCCGCAUGACCAAGAAAUAUGACCGAUUGGUCAGUUUUGCAACAGCAUUUGCGUUAAUAUAAUUUAGAUUAAAUUUUAGAAAAUAAUAAUUAUAAUAUUUACCCACAUGAAGACAAAAAAUAUUUUAAAAACUGCAUGACAAAUUUUUUUACGAAAAACCUAUACUGCCACAAGCCGAAGGAACUUUAAUUACGCAGCGUGUGUCGUGGUAACUAUGCAGCCAUUUUGUUUGUCGAGUACUGUAUAUACCAGUUUUCUAUUCGUCUGGUCGUCUUCUUUAAGUAGGAUUUGACCACUGCGCUGGUGGGCGGGUUCAACGAUGAACGACCAGUCGAAUAUAGCCAUUGAUAGGGAGAAAUGCCGUCUGAUGUGCUAAGUAUUAAACAGUAACACAUAUGACCAUGUAUGAUCAGUAUACAGGGUGAAGGAUGAUUUCCAGGCUAGGCCUACUGAAUGAUUAUUCUCCUGCGAGGCUUUCAGAUUAGGAUGCCCUUUGCUAGGCAUACAGUUACAAUUAGCCAGGUCUAAAUUUAGCUAUUGAUAGCAAUGCAUGCCUGCUUCAUCAGGUGGAAUUUAACUGACAACACUGGUAUUAAUUAUUGGAAUAGAAUGGUGAAAUUAUGUCUCAUCUAAUAUUAUUUAAACAGUGUUGGUAAUCAAUUAUUUUCUCUCAUGAUUUUAAUUAACACUGCUAUUUCCAGUGAGUUUUUAUUGGUAGAUGUUUUCUGACUUGAAAACUGACCUAAAAUAUGUUGGUUUGAUCCUUUUGAUAACCUUACCAUAUGGUAAAUAUUCAUGUGCUUAUGCUAUUGGAAUUAGUAGGUUAUUCACACCUUAUUUCCAGAAAAAUAUGUAAAGAACUUUUAAAACAAAUAUUUUGACUGAUUGGAGAAUAUGUGCCUUAGUUAACCUUAAAGCAGACUGUGCUCUGAAAAAAGUGUGUUGAUUUUUUGUAAACGAAAGAAAACUGGUGUCUACAAACAUUUUUUUGUUGGUGUGUUAAUCGUGGUGCACACUGCAUCGACAGCUGACAGUAUUCUAUGAGAACAUGAACACUUUACACGGUGAACGAUAGACUACCGCGAAUGGGCAAGCACUUACACAGAGUGUGGCCAACGUUCGCAGCCGAUAACAAUGUGGUGGCACUUUAACAGUUAGUGAUACUGUAUAGACAACUCCAGUGCUGAAUUGUUGCUUCAAGUUUUUUGGAACAUAAUUUCUUGUCAGUGCUUAUGUUCAUUUUAUGAUACUAAAGUUUUUAAAAGUUCAAUGAAAAAUGUUUUAAUUAUAGGAGGGUAUUUUUAAAAUUUAUUAGUAUGGAAAAUUAAUUUGAUUUACAGAUUAAUUUGAAAACAAUAUUCAGACAUGGUUCUUUUCAAGUAAAAUGUGCUUUUGUAUCAGCUUUAAAUAAUUCCAUUAUUGUUAAUAUUAAUAAAAUUUAAAAAAUAAAAAUAAGAAAAUAAAAAAAAUAUUUGCGGAAGACUACUACACAGACCUUGAUAUUAUUGCCAUUUUUUUUUUAACUUUUGUAUUAUUAUUUUAUUUUAAUUAUCUGAUUCUAUAUAAAUAUGUAUAUGCAUGAAGGAAAGUUCUUUUCUCAAGGGUAUGUGUAAAAUACAUCAACUUAUUCAGUAGUUGAUGUUAAUACAUUUAAAUGUAAACAUUAUUUUUUUUUUAACAUCUUGUAUAUCAAAAACUGAUUGUUUUUUAAUCCAUCCACAGCCUGUUCUGGUAAUUUCCUAGUUGUAUGAUUACUUUUGUUUAAUACCUAGGUAAAUAUGGUAAAAUUCAAUCUUAAUAAUAAAAUUCCUUUUUUUUCUAAACCAAAACUAAUUUCUAGACCUAGCCUGUUCAUAUUCUAGACCAUUGAUAUUUUCAACUCUAUCCACCAAUUUUCUAUUUGUUACUUUCUCAAUUAAUAAUGUCCUGUAAUCUAAUUAUAUUUAAAUUGUCUUUGUUGUUUUCUUCUGUUGUAACUAAUAUUUUAAUUGCAUUCGUAAUAUAACUAUAAUUUUAACCAAAAUAAAGAGGUAAUGUAUGUAAAAAAUAGAAGUGGAAUAUAAUAUUUCAUAUUAAUAUUGGUUCUGAUCUGCUGUCUAAAAGAAUUUUAUUAUACAAAAUAAUUAGUAAUCAUUGUUAAAUAGGCCUAUAUUAAGUUUUAUUUAAUUAAUUAUGUAUGAUUCAAUAUUGUUAGUGAGAAAAACCAAAAAGUUUUAUUGUACUUUUAAGUUGUGAUUUACAUAAAAGACUAUUAUACAAAAUUAUUAAUAAUCAUUCUUAAAUAUGUUAAUAAUUAAAGACAAUUUUAUUUAAUUUUGUAGGAUUCAAUAUUGCUUUUGAGAAAAACCAAAAAAUAUAUUCUGUUUUUGAGUCAUGAUUUACAUAAAUAGAUUUAAAAACAUCAUUAAAGGGAAGCAACUAUAAUUGGCCAUUAUUGCGAAUUUAAAAAAAAAAAACCUAUAUUCUUAGAAUUAUAUUUUUUGAUUUUGAAUCAUUCUUUACACCGCAAUAAAUUCUGUCAUAUUAUCACAGAUAAAAAACGAGUAACUUUUAAAGGGGCCCCAUCUUUUCAAAAAAUCGUGGAUAGAUUGUUUUUGUAGGGUUUGUUGGUGUCUUUUUUAUUAGGGAGCUUUCGAUUGCACGACGACGGUUGGGCGUAGAACGUAAUGACGUCACUAAAAGUCAUCUGCGCAUGCGAGAACGUUAAGGUCGCCUCGUCGAGUAGAUUCUGGAACGCAAUUUGGCCAAAUCUACGUAUGCAGAGAACGUAGGACGCCAGGUAUGACGGUCACGCAUGAGUGAUUCCGUUCUAGCAUCACGUCGUCGCACAAAUUGGAAAGCUCCCUAUUAAAGAUGAGAUACAAAGUAACAAUCUUCAAUAAAAAUCCAUGAGUUUCCAUUCAGGCAAUGCCGCUGGUUAUUUUCAUUGUUUCUUAAAAUUGCUGCCUGCACUUUUUAGACUUGGACUACCUACAUUACUUCAUGAAUAAUUAUGUAUUUUAAGUAUCAAAAAACAUCAUUUCCUCCGUGAAUUCAUUAAUUUUAAAUUAUUGUUUGAAUACAUAAAACUUCAUACCUAAUUUUUUUCAUACUGUCGAAUUUACUUUAAAUAUUUAUUAGUAAGUCUGAGCAUUAAGUUAAUCUAAACCAUCGGUCGUCAAGGUACAAAAUGUGACGUCAUUUAGACGUUUUACUGACGUCAUAAAUGACGAAUACUCGAAUUUAAUCUGAUUUUAAUUUUAUCAUAAUUUAUGUUCAAAACUAAUAUUAAACAUUUUGAAUGUUUUUUUAAUCUUUUGUGCUAUUUAUGUUUCUUGAAUAAUAGUUGAUGUUUUAACAAUAAUCCAAUUUUUCACUUAAUCCACCAUCUUGCACAUAAUAUUAUUUUGUCUUCCUGUAUUUUCUAUCUAUUUUACUAUUUUUGUUUUAAUGUUACUUUAUUUAUUGUGUAAGCAAGCGGUAUUACAUUGAUAAUAAUGUUGGUAUUUUAAAAGUAUUGUAUGUUUGUAUAUAACAUAUAAUUAUGUAAUAUGGUGGGUUUGUGGCGUCUAAAAGUGUAUAUAAAAUAAUCUAUUAGGCCUAUUAGCACAGUACUAUGGCUAUGGUAUACAGUAUUGUGGGUACAGACACUGCUUGCCUUGAAAAAGCCGAUUCGGCGCCAUCUAAGCUUUCCCUCGUAAGUCGUAAACGGGUUUUUACAAUGUUGCAACAAUUGUUUGACUUGUAUUUGAUAAAAGAAGAAACAACACGUCGGACUCAGAAGUUGAAAAGUCUAAUGAAUAUAUGUCAAUGUCACUUGAAAGUGAUAUUCUGUCAAUGUCACUUGAAAGUGAAAUUCUUUUUCACCGUCCUUGGCUUUUGCGUGCGAGUAGGCCUAAUAUUUUUAUUUCCCGAUUACUAAGAAUGCCUUGGAUUGCGCCGAACCGAAUCGGCUGUAGUGUCGCAUGAACCAAAUACCACAUUUCAUAACGUGCACGUAGAAUGUAAAUUAGUAAUAUUUACAUGAAAAAAAUAAAGCACUCACUGAUCGAUAGCAAAGUAUGUUAAAAGGCUAUAUAUUAUUAAUAUGUCGCUUUGCGGUGUAUAAGUUAUUAAUUUGAUAUUAAUAUAUUCAUCUCUUAAAGA